Eutrema salsugineum is the source of this 7496-nucleotide messenger RNA. RefSeq names its product CCR4-NOT transcription complex subunit 1. NCBI's taxonomy places the organism in Eukaryota, Viridiplantae, Streptophyta, Magnoliopsida, Brassicales, Brassicaceae. Gene Ontology annotation, biological process: nuclear-transcribed mRNA catabolic process, deadenylation-dependent decay. Gene Ontology annotation, molecular function: molecular adaptor activity. The coding region runs from base 185 to 7360 and encodes 2391 amino acids. The record is from RefSeq and is a predicted model, not a curated record. The transcript has 49 exons. Gene Ontology annotation, cellular component: CCR4-NOT core complex; P-body.
CCCAAACGCAAAAUCGCAAAAUUGGAACGAUCAAAAUCUCUCAAAAUCUAUCUUCCCAGCGGAUCUUCUUCGAGAGCGUUGUUAAUCCCUAGCUGCUUACUCUUGUCGAUCUUCUGCUCCCCGAAACCCUAGACCCAUCUCGUCCCACUCUUACCUUAGCAAGCAUUUCGGAUCUCGCAUCGCCAUGCUGAUGAUUCCUUCCAAGGUCGCCGGCCAUACCCGGUUCUUGCUCGAGAGCUUUAAUGAUUCCGCCGAUGUCGACUCAAUCGCCCAAGAGAUUUAUCAGUUGGUUGACAAUGGAGUUGAGACUAGUAUUCCAGUUCUCAAGACAUGCCUAGAUUGUUUCACCGUCCGGAGAAGCCAGCCUAAUACGUUGCAGCUUGAGAAAGUAGUAUCCUUGGUGUUUAAACGUGUGAUGAAAAAGGCAAAUCUCGGAACCGUGAUUUCUCACGCAUUGAAUGAUGUUGAGGUCACUGAAGAAUUUGUGGUUGAUUUGACUAAUGCAUUGGACUUUUCACUCUCUGAGAAAAUUAUCUUUGGCCUUGCCCUGGCCGAUUUUGAAAGAUCUGAUGCAAAGACAAGUGGGCGAAACUUAUUAUUGACCGAGAUUGAGGAACUGUGUGCCAAUACUGGCCAAAUUGAGUCCACUGAGCAAAUUCAGAAUGUUCUUUUGUUUCUCCAAAACUCUGAGGACCUCUCCAGGCACUUGGAUUCCUUUAUACAGAUUAUGUCUUCUGCUCAACCUAGAGAUGACUUCUCUUUUGCUCUAACGCCUAUCCUUUCUCGAGAAGUUCACGAAGCUGAUGUUUUCAGGAGCAUGGAUUCUCGCUGUGAUCCUGCUGAAAACGAGAUCGAUGCUAUCUUAGCUGAAAUUGAUAAGGAAAUUUCUGUUGGAGAUCUCAUUGGAGAAUUAGGUUGUGGGUUCACUGCUGAUGCCCGCCAAUGCAAAGAGAUUUUGUCUAGUUUUGCACCAUUAACAGAGGCUACUAUCUCAAGAAUUCUUGGUAAUGUUGUUCGUACUUGUGCUGAUCUUGAAGAUCAUCACACCACCUUUUCAACAUUUAGUUCGGCCCUUGGAUGCUGCAUUCCUACUGAAGUUCCCACACCAAGGUCAUGGAAUGUUGACAUUCUAAUUGAAACCAUCAAGCAGCUUGCUCCUGGCACAAGCUGGAGGAAAGUAAUCGAGAAUCUCGACCAUGAUGGAUUUGACAUCCCUAAUAUGGAGUCUUUCUCGUUUUUCAUGCGGCUAUAUAAAACUGCCUGCAAGGAGCCGUUUCCUCUUGAUGCUGUAUGCACUUCUGUUUGGAAAAAUAAGAAAGGCCAAUUAUCUUUUCUUAAGCAUGCAAUAGGUGCCCCACCAGAUGUAUUCACCUUUACGCAUUCUCCAAGGAAGCUGGUAUAUAUCGAUAGUAACAUGCACAGCCAUGAGCAGCAAUUAGGACUUUCCAAUCAAGCAUGGCUAUCUCUCGAUCUCCUAGAUGUGCUAUGCCAACUGGCCGAGAGGGGUCAUACUGUUUUAGUUAGCUCGUUACUCCAGUAUCCACUCACACAUUGUCCUAGAACCUUGCUUCUUGGAAUGACACACAUCAAAACUGCCUAUAAUCUCAUCCAGCGAGAGGUGGUUUCUGUUAUUCUUCCAGUGAUAAUAACGAAUUCCCAGGAUAGUGGUUUUAUCCUUAAUCUCUGGCAUCAGAAUGCUGAACUCGUUCUGUGGGGAAUUUUAAAUGCCCAAAAUCUUAAAGCAGACAGCUUACUCAGAAUAAUUGAAAUCUGCCACGAGGUUAAGAUUCUCUCUGUGGUUUUAGAAUCAGUUCCAAUCUCAUUCAGCGUCAGAUUGGCAGUCCUUGCCUCACUGAGAGGCUUUUUGGAUAUUGAGAACUGGUUGCCCAACUGUCUAUAUGUAUAUAAGGACCUCUUUGCUGAGGAGUGUCUCAAAUUUGUCAAGAAUGUGCAUUUAAGCGAAUCAGAGGAUUUUACGUCCAAACAAUUUCAUCCUUCUGAUCCUUUAUCAGAUCUUCAUUUGGAUGCAACGACUUCACUUUUGAAAGUGUUGAAAGCUCAUGAUAAUGUGAUUACUUCAUCUCAACUGGUCGAAGAGAUAGAAAAGGUCAAUGCAGCAAUUUUGGAUUGUAAUACGAAACUGCAGAAUGGCGAGGCUAAAGAUUCAUCAGCUUCCAAUGCAUAUGGAGAUGAUGUUGAGGCAGAAGCAAACGCUUAUUUCCAUCAAAUGUUUUCUGGUCAGCUGAGUGUUGAUGCAAUGGUUCAAAUGCUUUCGCGAUACAAAGACUCUUUGGUUCAAAGGGAAAAAUCAAUUUUUGAAUGCAUGAUUGCUAAUCUGUUUGAGGAAUAUCGGUUUUUCCCCAAAUAUCCCGAGAGACAGCUGAAAAUAGCCUCCAUCCUCUUUGGUUCUGUUAUUAAGCACCAGCUUAUAAGUUCCCUCACACUGGGGAUGGCCCUGCGUCUAGUCUUGGAUUCUUUGCGUAAACCUGCAGAUUCAAAAAUGUUUCUGUUUGGAAGCAAAGCUUUGGAACAGUUCGUGAACCGUUUGGUUGAAUUGCCUCAGUACUGCAACCAUAUUUUGCAAAUAUCUCAUCUGCGUAGCACUCACCCUGAGUUAGUCACUGUUAUUGAACAAGCACUUUCAAGGAUAUCGUCUGGUAAUUUAGAAUCAGAUGCCUCUGUUUCACACCCUGGUCCCUCACAGCCUUUCCCUGGAAAUGGCGAGUUGAGCGGUUCUGGAAUUGGCCAAUCUGUACUACAUCUUCCUUCUACUGUUCAGCCUCAACAGAAAAAUGAAGUGCAUAUCGAUGACGGCAGCAAAAUGCCUAAUGUGCCAUCUAACGAGUCAAAGCCACUUCUGCCCUCGUCAUCUACGGCUUCCGCUGAUGUUUCUGUCAUUCCUAAGAAUCCGAGCAUUUCAACUUCUUCAUCAACGUCAGCUGGUAUUGUUCGUCCAGCACGUGGAGCCACUUCGACGAGGUUUGGCUCUGCUUUGAACAUAGAAACCCUGGUUGCAGCAGCUGAGAGAAGGGAAAACGCAAUUGAGGCUCCACCUUCAGAUGUUCAGGACAAAAUUUCUUUCAUUAUCAAUAAUAUAUCUACAGCGAACAUUGAAUCUAAAGGGAAAGAGUUUGCUGAGAUUUUGCCUCAAGAGUACUAUCCUUGGUUCGCACAGUAUAUGGUUAUGAAAAGAGCGAGCAUCGAGCCCAAUUUUCAUGAUUUGUACUUGAAGUUCCUGAACAAAGUUGAUUCCAAGCUGUUGUUUAAGGAGAUACUUCAAAAUACAUACGAAAAUUGCAAGGUCCUUUUGGGUUCAGAGCUCAUAAAGUCAAGCUCGGAAGAGCGAUCUCUGCUUAAAAAUUUAGGCAGCUGGCUGGGUAAGUUGACCAUAGGAAGGAAUUAUGUUUUAAGGGCGCGAGAAAUAGAUCCAAAAUCAUUGAUUGUGGAGGCAUAUGAAAAAGGGUUGAUGAUAGCAGUCAUUCCAUUCACUUCAAAGGUUCUGGAGCCAUGCCAAAACAGUAUUGCGUAUCAGCCUCCCAAUCCUUGGACGAUGGCUAUUCUCGGGUUGCUUGCUGAGAUCUAUUCAAUGCCAAACCUAAAAAUGAAUCUGAAGUUUGACAUUGAGGUGUUAUUCAAGAACCUUGGUGUUGAUCUGAAAGAAGUAGCGCCGACUUCCCUUCUAAAGGAUCGAAAGAGAGAAAUAGAUGGGAAUCCUGAUUUUAGUAACAAAGAUCUUGGAGUAACACAUAUAUCUCAACCACAGAUGAUUCCAGAGCCUAAAACAAUUUCGCCCCUUAAGCAAAUAGACCUACCUCUUGAUGUCGCAAAUUCACCUAACACAGACGCUCCCUCAAAGUUAUUACCACAGUAUGUAUCCCCUCAACGUGUUUAUACUAAUACUUUGAUGGAAGACGAAAAAGUGGCAACUCUAGGCUUGUCUGAUCAACUCUCAUCACCUCAAGGACUGUUUCAGUCAACUCCAUCCCCAUCGUUUUCUAUUAGCCAGCAGCUUUCAGCAGCACUUCCCAACAUUGGAAAUCUUGUUGUUAUCAAUCAGAAAUUAAGUGCAUUUGGUAUGCACUUUCCGUUUCAGAGAGUGGUACCACUUGCCAUGGACAGAGCUAUUAAGGAGAUUGUGUCUGGUAUUGUUCAGCGAAGUGUUUGUAUUGCAUGCCAAACAACAAAAGAGCUUGUGCUGAAGGAUUAUGCCAUGGAACCAGAUGAGACACGUAUAUAUAAUGCAGCUCAUUUGAUGGUUGCGAGUUUAGCUGGGAGUUUGGCACAUGUGACAUGCAAGGAACCCCUGCGUACUUCUAUAUCAGGUCAUCUACGGAAUUCGCUCCAGAAUCUGAGCAUUGCAAAUGAAGCUCUUGAACAAAUUGUGCAACUUGUCACCAAUGACAACCUUGAUUUGGGAUGUGCGGCCAUUGAACAGGCGGCUACGGAGAAGGCAAUACAAACUAUUGAUGCGGACAUUGCCCAGCAAUUGUUACUACGGAGAAAGCCUAGAGAUGGUGCUGGAUCCUCUCAUUUUGAUCCAAACAUGCUAUCGCAAAAUUCUGUCAGUUUUAUACCAGAGUCCCUCCGCCCAAAACCGGGACAACUGUCCCUGUCUCAGCAGCGAGUUUAUGAGGAUUUUGUUCAACUUCCUUGGCAAAAGCAGUCGGCCCAAACUUCACACAGUGUGUCUGCUGCUUCAAGCUCAUCUGGCGAUGUUGGGCUUGUCAGUGGUUAUGGUCCAGUAUCAGCCAAAAUUGCGUCUGAGUUUUUGUCUAGUGCUGGAAACGUUCGGAUGGAUAUGGUAUCCCGGCCAUCAGAUAUUCCUGUGGAGGGUUUUGAAUCUUCUACAGUUUCACUUUUGAGCUCACAAGUUGAUCCAGCUGGUGACACAGCCGGCCUUCAAUUCUCUAAAUCCCUUUCGACUUCUGAAUUGAGCCUGGUUGAAUCCUCUGACGCUGCUAUGAAAGAAACUGGAACAUCAUUGCAGACAUUGACUCCAGCUGCCACCGUGGAUCGUCUUGGUGGAAAUAAUAUCACACAGCCUUCUCUGUCCACGAGAGAUGCACUGGACAAGUAUGAAAUUGUUACUCAGAAGAUGGAGGACUUGGUGGUUAAUAAUGCAGGGGAUGAUGAAAUUCAGGCUGUAGUUUCUGAAGUUCCUGAAAUCAUACUUAGAUGUAUAAGCAGAGAGGAAGCAGCUUUGGCUGUCGCUCAAAAGGCUUUCAAGGCUCUUUAUGAGAAUGCAUCAAGUAACCUUCACGUCAGUGCUAACCUUGCAAUUCUUGUGGCUAUUCGUGAUGUUUGCAAGCGUGUCGUUAAGGAAGUCACUAGUUGGGUGAUUUAUUCAGAGGAGGAGCGGAAGCUCAACAAAGAUAUAACAAUCGGUCUUAUCCAACGAGAGUUGCUUAAUCUAGCGGAGUACAACGUCCACAUGGCAAAGCAUCUUGAUGGAGGGAGAAACAAGAGCGCCACUGACUUUGCAAUUUCUCUACUCCAAUCCUUGGUCACUGAGGAGUCGAGUGUCAUUUCAGAGCUCCACAGUCUUGUUGAUGCGCUGGCAAAGCUUGCCUCAAAAUCUGGAUCUCCUGAGUCAUUGCAACAGCUAAUUGACGUCAUACGAAAUCCUGUUACUAACCCAGCUGGUCUCUCUGAUAGUGCAACCGGAAAUGAGAAUAAUGAUAGGCAAUCAAAGGAUGAAAAGGUUGUGUGCAAUACCACCGCUAACUCAGACGAGAAUACCGGCUCGGAAUAUGUGGAAUCAGAUCCUGCGGGUUUCCGGAAUCGGGUGUCCACGCUUUUUAAAAACUGGUAUCAAAUCUGCGAAGUUUCCGGUGCCAAUGAAACCGCUUGUUCACAAUACGUCUUGCAUUUGCAUCAGACUGGACUACUUAAGGGAGAUGAUACAACAGAGAGUUUUUUUCGAAUUCUUCUGGAACUCUCGGUUGCUCAUUGUAUAUCUUCUGAAGAAUUUAGUUCUGGAGCUGUGCAAUCUCCUCAGCAAGCUCAGGGUCCAUCAUUUCUUAUCAUCGAUAUUUAUGCAAAGCUUGUUUUUUCAAUAUUGAAGUACUUCCCUGAACAAGAGUCUACCAGCAAGUUAUUUCUUCUUUCGGAGAUCAUGGCUGUCACUGUGAGAUCUAUUCAAAAGGACGCAGAAGAUAAAAAGACAGCACUGAAUCCAAGACCAUAUUUUAGAUUGUUCAUCAACUGGCUACUAGACUUAUGUUCCCUGGAUCCUGGGACUGAUGGCGCAAACUUUCAGGUUCUGACAUCUUUUGCCAAUGCAUUCCACGCGUUGCAGCCUCUUAAGAUUCCCGCUUUCAGCUUUGCAUGGCUAGAGCUGGUCAGCCACAGAAGCUUCAUGCCCAAACUACUUACAGUUAAUGGCCAGAAGGGUUGGCCAUAUGUUCAACGCCUGCUGGUGGACUUGCUCCAGUUUCUUGAGCCAUUUUUGAGAAAUGCUGAACUCGGAGGACCGGUUCAUUUCCUAUACAAAGGGACAUUGCGAGUGUUGCUGGUGCUGCUUCAUGACUUCCCGGAGUUCCUCUGUGAUUAUCAUUUUACUUUCUGUGAUGUGAUUCCUUCAAGUUGCAUACAAAUGCGAAAUAUUAUUCUCAGUUCUUUUCCGCGGAACAUGAGGCUUCCAGAUCCUUCAACACCAAACCUAAAGAUUGAUUUGUUGCCUGAGAUCGUAGAAGCUCCUUGUAUACUUUCUGAGGUUGAUGCUGCGUUAAAAGCAAAGCAAAUGAAGAAUGAUGUGGACGAAUAUCUGACGUCGAGGCAACAGAGUUCAACUUUCCUAAGUGAGUUGAAGCAGAAGCUGCUUCUCUCGUCCAGCGAGGCUAGUUCAGCUGGAACCCGCUACAGUGUACCAUUAAUCAACUCGCUUGUGCUAUAUACUGGAAUGCAGGCUAUCCAGCAGCUACAAGCGGGUGAGACACAGGCUCAGAAUGUGGUGGCCUUGCAGAUGUUCAAGUAUUUAAGUAUGGAGCUUGAUACGGAAGGGCGGUACCUGUUCCUUAAUGCAAUCGCCAAUCAGCUUCGAUAUCCCAACAACCACACUCAUUACUUCUCCUUCAUCAUGCUGUAUCUCUUCUUCGAGUCUGACCAGGAGAUCAUACAGGAGCAAAUAACAAGAGUGUUGUUGGAGCGGUUAAUUGUGAACCGGCCGCAUCCAUGGGGACUCUUAAUCACAUUCAUUGAGCUCAUCAAGAAUCCAAGAUAUGGCUUCUGGAAACAAGCCUUUAUCAGGUGUGCGCCUGAGAUUGAGAAACUCUUUGAAUCGGUUGCCCGAUCCUGUGGUAAUCUCAAGCCCGUUGACGAGGGAAUGGUCUCUGGUUGGGUCUCCGACAACUCUCAUUAGUUCAAAUUUGUAUUUGUAUCUGUGUUGUGUAACAUUACAGUAGAGAUUUCCAGGAUUAAUUUAGCUCUCUAUUCAUCUUAAGAUUCAUCAUAUAUAAACUUGUUCUUUAAUUACAAAACAAGCUCCUUUCACUACA